Ostrinia nubilalis (European corn borer) is the source of this 1695-nucleotide messenger RNA. RefSeq lists its product as uncharacterized. The coding region runs from base 25 to 1695 and encodes 556 amino acids. Lineage: Eukaryota; Metazoa; Arthropoda; Insecta; Lepidoptera; Crambidae. The record is from RefSeq and is a predicted model, not a curated record. The transcript has 12 exons.
GCGGCGCGCGCGCGAGUGGUGAACAUGUUACAUACAACUCUCUUUGGAUUUCUUCUGCUGAUAUCUGCGCGCGAAUAUGGCUGCAGUUUGGUCGAGAUUAAUGCGACGACGUUUGCGGAGCUCCCGCCGCUGUUCGCCCUGGACAGCUGGGCGCAGUGCCAGGGCGAAGGCGCCGUCUGGUGCAUCGUGGAUGCCGCCCUGGUCUCCGAGGAGCCUUCCGCGACCUUGAGCCUGUUGCAAGAAUACUCGCAAGAAACCCUGAAGCACUACAACAGGACGCUAGUGCACCGGGGCAUGUGUGUGUCUCGUUGUGGGAGCGAGGACGACGGGCCGGAACCCUGGAAGACGGCUGCUACGAACUGCAUCAACCAGGACCUGGCCAAAUAUGGCUUGCAGGGCGAGGUGCUAUCAGUGGCGUUCUGCACGCGGCCGGCGCGCGAGGCGGGCGGCGGCGCGCGCGCAUUCGCCGUGCUCUCCGUGGGAUUGUGCGCGCUCGUGCUGCUCGCUACCACGCUGCACGUGCUCGGCGAGCGAUGCGCUAAGGUUGACGGUAACAAGUACCUGCUGGCAUUUUCCCUGAAGAAGAACUGGGCGAUCCUCACGUACAACCGCACCAAGCCCCGAAGCGACCAGAGGAUGAAGGAUCUCACCGCCAUGGAAGGGAUUCGGGUGCUUGGGAUUCAGUGUGUCAUAUUUUCACACGUUCUUCUGGUCCAUGUUUAUUCCUACUCUGACAACCCGAACUACGUUGAGAAGAUGUAUGACCAGUUCGGCUGGCAGACGGUUCUGAACUCGCCGGUGUGGCUGCAGACCUUCUUCUCCAUGUCGGCGUUCCUCACCACGUAUUCCGUACUCAUCACCGUCGACAAGAGUCCCAUCACCCUGGUCAAAUGCGUCAUGUCCGUCAUCAACAGAUACAUCAGGUUAACCCCCGCUGCCGGCUACGCCCUCUGGUUCACGAUGACGUGGUACCCACUCAUGGGGUCGGGUCCGCUCUGGGGCUGGCUGGUGGAGCGCGAGGCGGCCGACUGUUCCGAACGCUGGUGGUACCACAUCCUGUACGCGCAGAACCAUUUGUCGAUGGGCAAGUUCUGCAUGGGGCAUACUUGGUACUUGGCAGCGGAUCUACAGCUCCACGCGAUAGGCUUACUAGUGCUGCUGGUGAUAGCUCGCUGGCGGCGCGCGGCCGCGCCGGUGCUGGCGAGCCUGGUGCUGGGCUCAGCUCUCACAGCCGGCCUCGUGUCCUACUUCUAUGACGUCACGCCCAUCGUCACAGGGCAGGCGCCCGAUGCUGCUGGUGAUAGCUCGCUGGCGGCGCGCGGCCGCGCCGGUGCUGGCGAUCCUGGUGCUGGGCUCGUGUCCUACUUCUAUGACGUCACGCCCAUCGACACGGGGCAGGUGCCCGAGAUCCUGAGUGAGUCCCUAACUAAGAAGCCCUUACUAGUGCUGCUGGUGAUAGCUCGCUGGCUGCUGGCGAUCCUGGUGCUGGGCUCAGCGCUCUCCGCCGGCCUCGUGUCCUACUUCUAUGACGUCACGCCCAUCGUCACCGGGCAGGAUCCUGAUCCCUUACUAGUGCUGCUGGUGAUAGCUCGCUGGCUGCUGGCGAUGCUGGUGCUGGGCUCCGCGCUCUCCGCCGGCCUCGUGUCCUACUUCUAUGACGUCACGCCCAUCGUCACGGGGCAGGCGCCCGAGUGA